Messenger RNA from Linum trigynum, 375 nucleotides. The record is from the annotation of a GenBank genome assembly. Lineage: Eukaryota; Viridiplantae; Streptophyta; Magnoliopsida; Malpighiales; Linaceae.
AUGAACUACAUCUUCCUUUCAAAGCUAGCAUGGACGGCUGGAGACCCUAGGCGCUCCGGUUGGUUCUCCAAGUUAUCGACAAUGGCCUGUGGAACUCUGUCUUCCCUAAUUUCAUUGAGCGGCCAUGCCUCCCCUUACCGUCCGUACGCGAAAAUCUGCAGCUGCCCCCGUCUUCCUCGCCUUCCAUCUUUUCAUCAGUUCCCUCACCUUUUCCGGAUUUUCGGGUCGUGGUUGUUGCUGCUACCCGGCACCGCCACCGAACCCUUUCCCAAACACGCCACCGGCCAUGAUUUGUAUUGUACUUGGCCUGUUCAGCACGGAUCCUGGCAACCCUUAGGGCUGAUUGCUUUGGUUGGCUGUCCUUUCCCAGCUUAA